Molecule: messenger RNA, 972 nt
Organism: Rosa chinensis
Lineage: Eukaryota; Viridiplantae; Streptophyta; Magnoliopsida; Rosales; Rosaceae
Product: lysine histidine transporter 1-like
Exons: 7
Coding region: 1-813 (270 amino acids)
Cellular component (GO): plasma membrane
Source: RefSeq, a predicted model, not a curated record
AUGGAUGAAAAAUUAGCCAAGGAAAAGGCAAUUAAUGAGUGGCUUCCAAUUAUUUCUUCGAGGAAUGCAAAAUGGUGGUAUUCGGCUUUUCACAAUGUUACGGCCGAGGUUGGAGCUGGUGUUCUCGGUCUCCCUUAUGCCAUGGCUGAGCUUGGAUGUUUUGGUCCUGGUAUAGUUAUUUUGGUCCUUUCAUGGGUCAUCACAUUGUACACACUAUGGCAAAUGGUUGAGAUGCAUGAGAUGGUUCCAGGGAAACGUUUUGAUCGUUACCACGAAUUGGGUCAGCAUGCAUUUGGUGAAAAGCUUGGUCUUUACAUUGUGCUAGUAGGAUAUUACAUAUAUGGAAAUUCAAAUGAUGACAACAUCCUCGUCUCAUUGGAAAGACCCAAAUGGCUAAUUGCAAUGGCCAACAUGUUUGUUGUCGUCCAUGUUAUUGGAAGCUAUCAGGUUUAUGCAAUGCCAUUGUUUGACAUGAUGGAAACUCUACUGGUAAAAAAGUGGGAUUUCAGGCCAAGUUUUAUGCUUCGCUUCAUUUCACGAGCUUCAUAUGUUGCAAUUACCAUGUUUGUCGGAAUCAAAUUCCCUUUCUUCAGUGGUCUCCUUGGAUUUUUCGGAGGAUUUUCUUUUGCCCCAACAACAUAUUUUCUCCCUUGCAUAAUGUGGCUUGCCAUCUACAAACCAAAGAGAUUCGGCUUAUCCUGGUGGUGCAACUAUAUCUGCAUAUUCUUUGGUGUUCUUUUGAUGGUUCUAUCACCAAUUGGAGGGCUGAGAUCAAUCAUAGUUCAAGCCAAGACCUACGAGUUCUACACUUAAGCAGUUGAUCAUCAUCCUUCCAAGCGAAAAGCCUGGAAAAGGGUAGUAGUAGUUUUUAAAAGAAAAGAAAAGAAACACGGAGCCGUUUCUGAUGAACGUGAUGAAGAAAGCUUGAGCAGCAAGUAAGCUGUGGACAAAGAAAUAAAUAAGGUUUGUUUA